Rhineura floridana is the source of this 1287-nucleotide messenger RNA. It is a transcript of the gene KLHDC9, whose product is annotated as kelch domain containing 9. Gene Ontology annotation, molecular function: cyclin binding. The record is from RefSeq and is a predicted model, not a curated record. The transcript has 4 exons. Bases 1 to 1044 code for a protein of 347 amino acids. NCBI's taxonomy places the organism in Eukaryota, Metazoa, Chordata, Lepidosauria, Squamata, Rhineuridae.
AUGACAGCCACCGGCAUCAGCUGGGAUUGGAGGCCAGUGGUGCACAGUGACCUCCUGGCCCGCGCUUUCCACUCGUGCAACGUGGUUCAGGGGAAGCUCCUCAUCUUUGGGGGUCUGAAGUCGCAGGAGACCCAAGAGCCGCCCCUUGGGGAUGUGGUGGCCUUUGACCCGUUGCUCCAGACGGUCAGAACAAUUGCUCCCGAAUGUGGGCACCAUCGAAGCCACCAUGAGGCCGUGGUCCUGGCCAACCGCUUCCUGUGCGUGGUGGGGGGCUGGGAUGGCUCCCGCAGGGUCUCAGAUGUGUGCUGCUUUGACGCUGAGCAGGGACAGUGGGAACGCUGGUCUGUGGGGCCCUCCAGCGAGGCCCCCGUGGGGCUCAGCAGCCAUACCUGCACCAAGCUAACAGACCAGGAAGUACGAGUGGUGGGCCGUGAGGGCGGGCUACGUACACAGCGGCGCUAUGCCAGCAUCUUCACCCUACGUCUCAACCCUGCCACCAAGACCUACUGGUACAAAGAGGAGGAAUCUCACACGGCCUCACGGGCCGGCCAUUCGGCCAUGCUGUUGCGCGAGACCAGCACAAGCGGGAAAGGGAGCGGCUACAAACUACUGGUGUUUGGAGGGCGCGACUCUGCCGACUUUGACGUGGCUGGACAUUGGGGGAAAAGCAAGAUCCACGUUGAUUCUGUCCAUGCUCCUGGACUGACAGAGCAUCUCUCUUGCCUGGUCAGCACCAAAAAGGGAUCCCUGCAGGCUCCCAAGGGCCUGAGGCACCAAUCCUGCACUGUGGUGGGGCCUUUUGCGGUCAUCUUUGGAGGCGAGACCCUAUCGAAGGGCAGGGAUGCCGUUUGCAAUGACCUUUACAUCCACGAUACAAGGUCAUCACCAGCAAACUGGUUCCACUUUCCUUGUUCCAACCGAGCCCAGAAGAGAGUUGGCCACCGUACCUGCCUUUGGAAUGACAAGCUCUACCUCAUUGGGGGUUUGGGGGCUGAUGGCAAGACACCCUGCCCAGAGAUCUGCAGCUUAGAGAUCUCCCCAUGAACCCCAGAAUUUCUCGCCACUGGCUCUCUGCAACCUUUCGAGCGGAUGCUCCUCUCAAGUUUGCCCCACUAUCGCCCUUCUUGGCAGGGGAAGGUAUGGCCUUUGGUUCAUGUGAAAUAAAGCACUCCUCUUGCAUGUGAAAUAGACUUCUGCAGUCUUUCUGCAGAUCAAAAUGCAACAGAAACAAGUGGUCAAACUGAAGCAUGCUAGAAAGAAAGUGCCUCACCUAGGGGUCAAAAAAGA